CCUCUUUCUGCCCCUACCGACUGUGCUAUCAUUGAUUGUAAUUGAUUGACUGUAAUUCAUGACGUUAUUAGCCCAUCUGCCCAUAGAACCAGUUCUCAAUACAGCAUCUAUUGCUCUCAUCCGUCUCUUCCUAUUGCCCACUGAAUACGAACUGCAUAUAGUCCGAUGACUCCAAGCAUCCUGUAAGAUCCUCAGCUACCCGGAUCCUACACCUUCUAUUCCAAGCGAACUUGGCAGGAUUUGUCGAUGCCGCAAUAGAAAAAGUAGUAUGUUUUAGCCAAAGUUUAUCAUUUCCCCUCUGUUUCCCAUAACUCACGCAGCUCGUGCAUUAUGGACCAGGACGCUGUUACCGAUGGAGACAAGCAAGAGGCGGAAUCCCCUGCUAUUCUCCCACCGACCAUUCCUUAUUUUCCGGAUCACAUCUAUGGUGAGGCGGCGUACUUGAAUCUGCUACGUCAUAUAUUGUGUCAUGGUGUUGAACGAAGUGAUCGAACCGGCACAGGUACUCUGGCUGUUUUCGGACCACAGAUGCGGUUCAGUCUCCGAGACGACAGCUUCCCCUUGUUGACGACAAAACAAGUGUUUUUCCGCGGGAUCGUUGAGGAGCUCCUGUGGUUCAUCCGUGGUUCUACGGACUCUAAUGAGCUGGCGGCAAGAAAAGUUCAUUUUUGGGAUGCGAAUGGCUCGCGAGAGUUUCUCGACAAUCUUGGAUUCACAGAGCGGAAAGAAGGCGAUUUGGGUCCCGUUUACGGUUUCCAGUGGCGCCAUAGUGGAGCAGAUUACAUUGACUGUGACACGGACUACUCUGGUCAAGGUGUGGACCAACUUGCCGAAGUAAUCCGAUUGAUACGCGAGAGACCCUGGGAUCGACGCAUCUUGAUAGUUGCUUGGAAUGUCCGGGGUACGUUGACUUUUUUUCACGUUCAAAUUCUACGUUAUCGUUCGAUAGAUUUGAAACUGAUGGCACUCCCUCCGUGCCAUUGCCUGGUGCAAUUCUUUGUUGCAAACGGUGAAUUGUCUUGUCAAUUGUACCAGCGUUCGGGUGACAUGGGAUUGGGUAUCCCGUUCAACAUCGCGAGUUACUCCCUCCUGACCUACAUGAUUGCUCAUCUAACUGGACUUAAACCGGGCGAAUUCGUUCACACCAUCGGAGAUUCCCACGUCUACUUGAACCAUCGAGAGGCGCUGAGUGAACAGGUCAAACGUGUUCCUCGACCGCCUCCCAAACUCAAGAUUGUACGCCAAGUUUCGGAUAUCAAUGAUUUCAAGUUUGAGGAUUUCCAGCUUUUGGACUAUAACCCAUAUCCGAAGUUGAGGAUGAAGAUGGCAGGGGCGAGGGGGCUAGAGCGCGAAUUUACUGACCGAAAGGUCCGUGGUUUGAACCCGACCUCUACCUAUCGACUUCUGUGUAGGCUUGGGCAACCUGGCAGCAUCCCAGUUCUCGUGCUUGCUUCUGGUGGCAUGGCAGGGGCGAGGGGGCUAGAGCGCGAAUUUACUGACCGAAAGGUCCGUGGUUUGAACCCGACCUCCACCUAUCGACUUCUGUGUAGGCUUGGGCAACCUGGCAGCAUCCCAGUUCUCGUGCUUGCUUCUGGUGGCAUGGCAGUUAGGCACCGAAAGGGUGUUACAGCUGAAUGA
This is a messenger RNA of Opisthorchis viverrini, 1638 nucleotides long. RefSeq lists its product as hypothetical. Gene Ontology annotation, molecular function: thymidylate synthase activity. The coding region runs from base 331 to 1638 and encodes 435 amino acids. Gene Ontology annotation, biological process: dTMP biosynthetic process. NCBI's taxonomy places the organism in Eukaryota, Metazoa, Platyhelminthes, Trematoda, Opisthorchiida, Opisthorchiidae. The transcript is spliced from 8 exons. The record is from RefSeq and is a predicted model, not a curated record. Gene Ontology annotation, cellular component: cytosol; mitochondrion.